GCUGCUUCCGGUCCCUGUCAGCGCUUCACUUCCGGUAAUAAUGGCAGCUCGCUGAUCCCCGCCCGGGAAGUGUCCGGAGCCUGGCCCGGGAUUUAGCCCUUGGGGCCUCACACAGAGCACCAUGGCCGCCACCGCGGAGCUGUUCGAGGAGCCGUUCGUUGCUGAUGAAUACAUUGAGCGGCUGGCGUGGAGAACUCCAGGAGGAGGAUCCAGAGGAGGAGCAGAAGCAUUUGAUCCCAAAAGGUUAUUGGAGCAAUUUGUCAACCAUAUUGAAGAGCUGAAGAUUAUGGAUGAGAGGAUCCAGAGAAAAGUGGAGAAAUUAGAACAUCAGUGCCAGAAAGAAGCAAAAGAGUUUGCUAGAAAAGUCCAAGAACUUCAGAAAAGCAACCAGAUCGCUUUUCAGCAUUUCCAAGAGCUGGACGAGCACAUCAGCUACGUGGCAACGAAGGUGUGUCAUCUUGGUGACCAGUUGGAGGGGGUGAACACGCCGCGGCAGCGAGCUGUGGAGGCCCAAAAACUGAUGACCUAUUUUAAUGAGUUUCUGGAUGGAAAUCUGCAGUCUGAUGUGUUUAACAACUCUGAAAAGAUAAAGGAAGCUGCUGAUAUCAUUCAGAAGUUGCAUUUAAUUGCUCAAGAACUACCAUUUGAUAGGUUUGCUGAAGUGAAGUCUAAGAUUGCCAGUAAAUACCAUGAUCUAGAACACCAGUUAAUUCAGGAGUUUACAAGUGCGCAGCGACGAGGAGAGAUAUCUCGGAUGAGGGAAGUGGCCGCAGUAUUGCUUCAUUUCAAGGGAUAUUCCCAUUGUGUUGAUGUGUACAUAAACCAGUGCCAGGAGGGGGCCUACACGAAGAACGACAUAUUUGAGGACUCUGCUCUGUUGUGCCAGCGCGUCAACAAGGAAGUCGGAGACAUUUUCAGCAAUCCAGAAAUUAUUUUGGCCAAGCUUAUACAAAACAUAUUUGAAAUCAAAAUCCAGAAUUUUGUGAAAGAGCAUUUGGAAGAAUGCAGAAAAUCGGAUGCAGAACAGUAUCUGAAGAAUCUCUAUGAUCUGUACACAAGGACUACGAGCCUUUCCAGUAAACUUAUGGAAUUCAAUCUGGGGACGGACAAGCAAACUUUCUUGUCCAAGUUGAUCAAAUCAAUUUUCAUCACCUACUUGGAGAACUACAUUGAUGUAGAAAUUGGUUACUUAAAAAGUCGGAGUUCGGCGAUCUUACAGCGAUAUUACGAUUCCAAGAACCAUCAGAAGAGACCCAUCGGAUCUGGAGGAAUUCAGGACCUGAAGGAAAGGAUUAGACAGCGCACUAAUUUGUCUUUAGGCCCAAGCAUAGAGACUCAUGGUGAGACCUUCUUGGCACAAGAAGUGGUGGUGAACCUCUUACAAGAAACCAAACAUGCUUUUGAAAGAUGCCAUAAGCUUUCUGAUCCAUCCGAUCUCCCGAAGAAUGCAUUUCGAAUAUUUUCAAUACUUGUUGAUUACUUGUGCAUUGAGCACAUUGAUUAUGCCUUGGAGAUAGGAUUAGCAGCGAUCCCUUCUCCCGACUCUCGGAAUGCCAACCUAUAUUUCCUGGAUGUCGUCCACCAAGCCAACACUAUUUUCCAUUUAUUCGAUAAGCAAUUUAAUGACCAUCUCAUGCCUUUGAUAAGCUCCUCUCCAAAACUGACAGAAUGUCUGCAGAAAAAGAAAGAGAUCAUCGAACAAAUGGAGGUGAAGCUGGACACUGGUAUCGACAGGACACUAAAUUGCAUGGUGGGUCAGAUGAAGCAGAUAUUGGCAGCUGAGCAGAAAAAAACGGAUUUCAAACCAGAAGACGAGAAUAAUGUAUUAAUUCAGUACACAAGUGCUUGCGCCAAAGUUUGCAUUUACAUUAGAAAGCAAGUGGAGAAGAUCCGUAACUCUAUGGAUGGAAAGAACGUGGACACCGUGCUGUUGGAACUUGGGGUGCGUUUUCAUCGCCUCAUAUACGAGCAUCUGCAGCAGUUUUCCUACAGCUCAAUGGGCGGCAUGCUGGCUAUCUGCGACGUAGCGGAGUAUAGGAAGUGCGCCAAGGAGUUCAAAAUUCCUCUUGUGCUUCAGCUUUUUGAUACGCUGCACUCCCUCUGCAACCUGCUGGUGGUGGCCCCAGAUAACCUAAAGCAGGUGUGCUCCGGAGAGCAGCUCGCCAGCCUGGACAAGAACAUGCUCCACUCCUUUGUGCAGCUGAGAGCCGACUACAGAUCCUCCCGCCUUGCCCGACAUUUUAACUGAGCAGCUGCCUGCUGAGAAGGACUUUCUACAAGCUGAAGCUAAGCCAGGGCUAGAGAAUAGCACAGCAGACACUCCCCGAUACAUAGACGUUUCUUUAGUUCUUUCAGCACGGUCGUGCGGCCAUGUUUCAUAUUUGCUGCUCAGUGCGUUUCCUAGAAAGAUGCAGAUGUGUAUUCUUUAUGUGUUGUUCUUUAGCACAAGGCUGACCCAUUUCCUCCCCCCCCUCACCCAAGAAAGAAUGGAACUUUCUAACUCGCCAAGAUAAGGGACAGUGGUCAUCAUAAGAAAGUGAUGAAGUUGUGUUUCUUGUUAUGUGCUGUCACAUAACUAUCACUAGAUCCACCUGGGAUGACACCCACCAGUGUGUACAGUUCUUAAAGGGGUUGUCCAGGACUUAGUCAUUGCGUCACCUGAGGCUAGGUCCUCAAUAAAGGAUCAAAAAAAUCAACUAUUUUCAGAAGCUCCCGGCGCUGGGAAUGGGCAUGGGGGCCGCACAGGUCUGUCCGAGCCAGGUUACUGCAGCAAUGUUUUAUUGAAGUGCUGCAGUAACCAGGCCCAACCCUACAGAGAUGUGGAGCUUCUAACUACAGCUUUUAGAAAGAAGGGAUAGCCCAUCUGCCUUUUAGCUAAAUCCAGGGCCACGUCUGUUGCAAGUCAACAAGAAUUUACAAUGAAAAUGGCUGAUCACACCGGGGCCCCCUGCAUUGCCACAUGCUGUGUCUUGACUUUGGGGGUACCUGGAAUGUUAACAGGGGUUCUAUAAACUGAACAAAUACUUGCUAAAAAAAAAAGUUUGUUCCUGUGCAGAGAACAUGUUAGGACAUUAUUUUUUAACACAGGGGAGACCCUCUUUGGGGUUCUUUAGCAUUUAGCCACAGCAGAGAGCUGGAGGAUCAGACAUGUCCAUCUGAAUUCAGUGGGCACCAGUGACGCUUUAGGUUUCUCUCCAGUGGGGUUACACUGCUGAGGAACACUUGCUGCCCGAUUCCUCCCACAGAUUUAUAGCUGACCACUGGUGGCCUCAGCAUAGCCUGGUGAUCAGCUUAUUUUGGGGGAAACCCUUGUACCAAAUUGUCAACCCUGAGGUUUUAUCAUCUUGGACAUUGCUGGAAUAUCGCUAGGAUAUGCCACCAAUGUCAGGUACGGGUCAUAAAGGUGAGACCCGCACCAAUCACCAGAACGGGCCCCAUGCACACGUAGUGGUCUCCAUUCAAUUCUGUGGGAGUGAGCACGCUCAGCUAUUUAUAGAAGUCACAUAGAAAUGAAUGGCAAGCGUGGCCAUCUCUCCAUUCACUUCUAUGGGACCAUCGGAAAUAGCUGAGCCAGAAAUGAAUGGAGGGUGGCUGCGCAUGCACAGCUACCCUCUGUUCACUUCGGGGGUCCCAUUCUGGAGAAAGGAUCGGGUCCUUUUAAAGGGGUUUUCCAUCUUAUAAAGUGACAUAUUGCUAGAAUACACUAUCAUUUUAUGAUUGGGGGGGGUUGACCAACCUUUGAGAACCCAGCCGAUCCUGAGAAUGAAGCGGCCGCAGUGUACCACUUCACACCCUACACUCUUUACCUGUACAGAGCCGCUCCAAGCCACCUGUGAAUGGGGCAGUGUGCGGUUCCCUGCACGCUUUGGCGGCUGGGAAUGCCAUUGUACAGGGAAAACUUCAAGGGAUUGCUACACUACGUCACAGCUGCAGCUCCUUCACUCAGUGAAGGUGCAAGUCCCAGAUUUCGGACCACCGCGAUAAUAAAACAAAAGUCAUAAUUCUACCAAUCUAUCCUUGUAUAUGAUGGGAAUACCCCCGUUUGGUUGAAUUGCACUGAGCUUGUUGCUUUUUGUUAAGUUUUCUUAUUGCCUCCUGCAAUUCAUAACUCCUCUCUAUUCUCCGGAUUGAUUUUUUUCUCAGUUCAGGUUCUAGGUAUUCAGGAAGCGAAGACGCACUCAUUAGAUUAUGUCAAUUUGCUGCAUUAGGUUGUGCACAUUUGUCGGGUUUAUGCGCGCUCUAUACCCUUUGUCAUUGUACCCUAGCCAUGUCACCACAAUCCGAUAAAAGGGCCUCAUCCCCAGCCAUAGAAACUGCAAUUAUUAUUUUACAAUAUUCCCAGUACACAGCAAAUUUUUGUGUUCCCCCUUCAUUUUCAACAUCGACUGGGUUCUCAGGUUGGACCCUCAAGGUCAAUGUUUUUUUUACCUCUGCUUUUCACGCCACUCACUAAGAAUGCCGGUAAAUGGAUUUUCUGGGAGAUCAGUAUUGACAGCCUAUUUUCAGUAUAAGUCAUCAAUAUCUGAUCUGUGGGGGUUCGACUCCUGCGCUCCUGUGCGUGCUGUGGCCUCCUCACAGCUUACUUAACACAAGGCCAUACAUUGUAUAGCAGCCCAGACCCCAUCCCUUGAAUGGGACUGAGCUAUGAGGCCAUGUGGCCGACUAAUGUGAUGACACUGGCCUAGGAAGAUAGGAGCACCAUGGCCUCUUCUAACAGUAAAGUCAGACCCCCACCAGACAGAUAUUGAUGAGCUAUCCUAAGGACAGGUCAUCAAUAU
Molecule: messenger RNA, 4778 nt
Organism: Bufo gargarizans (Asiatic toad)
Lineage: Eukaryota; Metazoa; Chordata; Amphibia; Anura; Bufonidae
Gene: EXOC5
Product: exocyst complex component 5
Exons: 18
Coding region: 122-2248 (708 amino acids)
Biological process (GO): exocytosis; Golgi to plasma membrane transport
Cellular component (GO): exocyst; cytoplasm
Source: RefSeq, a predicted model, not a curated record